AUGACAGAUACCUCCUUGCUCGCAACAACGCCUUCGACCGGAGACCCGUUCCCGGUCGCCGCCCCUCCGCUCUCCCCGGUGCCCAACAGUGCCGUUUCGGAUCCCGUCCCGGCCGAUGAAGAAGAAGAGCCCUACACCAUCAAAUGCAUCUGUGCCUUUGAGGAUGAUGACGGGAACACUGUCUUCUGCGAAAAGUGCGAGACAUGGCAGCACAUUGAGUGCUACUACCAUGGAAAACAGGUGCCAGACGUGCAUUUCUGCAUCGACUGCUCCCCUUCACCUCGCUACAUGGACGGAAAACGCGCCACAGAACGACAACGGCGAUUACGAGAGCAGGGCGACGGCGGCGACCGAAAGGUCAAGCGACCUGCGGCCAAGGCUCAAAAGAAGAAACUCGUCAAAGAGCACGACCAGGUCAAUGGCCACGUUCGAAGUGAUUCCAGUUCUCGGGACCAACCCAACCUUGCAAAGCGCGCCAAGUCUAGCCACAAGCCAUCCGCGUCGAUGACUUCCUUCUCGAAUCCGCCCAAAUUGACUGUAGAACCACGGAAGCGGUCCGGUUCAGCCGUCACGGCGAUGAGCCCGACCAAGUCGUCCGGUCCGCUCAUUCCUCUCUACUCAACCGAAUUCCUCCAUCUAUACGACAAUGACCAAGGCCAUGUAAACAUGGACAGCAAUCUAGUCGUCAGCCUGCAGCUGUUAUCCGACAUGGGCUCGUGGCUCAAGGAUCCCUCUUCUCUCCCUCGCGCAGCUGCUGGGCGCUCCUCACAAGAUACUUUUACUUACGCCGACGCUCUAGAUUCCUCGCAGUGGCCCGACCUCUCUAUUAAAACCAUGUUUGACGACGAUCUCGAGGUUGACGGUAUUCGGCCAAAGUGGAAAGGCGUCAAAACUGGAGGCACUGUUCACAAGGAUCAAAUUGUUGGCGAAAUCAAGGGCAAGGUUGGGCAGUUGCGCGACUAUUGUCUUGAUCCAAGUAAUCAGUGGCCAGAGCUCAGACAUCCCCAACCUUUUGUGUUCUUCCACCCCCAGCUUCCUAUUUAUAUCGACACUCGCGAGGAAGGCUCCAUCCUUCGAUACGUUCGCCGUUCGUGUCGCCCCAACGUGACGAUGAAAACAAUGAUUACCAACGAGAUCGAAUAUCAUUUCUGUUUUGUUGCUAACCAGGAAAUUGCUGCUGGUUCUGAAAUCACCGCCAUGUGGUAUCUAGAUCCGCAACUGUUUGGCUCGAACAAUCUGGGUAAACAGGAAUCAGGGGAUAACGAUCAAGAAGAGGCUAGAGCUAUCGCUAUGAGCAACGUGCUUGCUCAUUUUGGUGGCUGUUCUUGCAAUCAGUCACAGCCGUGCCUCUUGGCCGCUGUAGAUCGCCGUCGCCACCCGAGCUCCAAACAAGUGAAUGGCAAGCGCAAAAAGACGAAACCCGCCAAGUCAACAGUAUCACCCAGUGCUGCUCGGUCCAACACCAGUCGGGCAGGUAGUGAGGCUGCCAUUGAUGAUGAAACUGGCGACAACCGCUCGACAUCGGGCUCUGCCCGCGGUCAAGCUCACAGUCGAGAUCUGACUCCCACAUAUCCGCCACCAGAGUGGGCGUUGGCUGAUUCGGAAUUAUCUGCACGUGACAGGCGCAAGCUUGCUGCGGUUGAGAAGAAGUUCGAACAGCUGGAGCAUGAGCCACGGAAGAAGAAGCGAGGCAGUGCAACCUCGGGCCAUUCUGGCCAGCCGACGCCGAUGCCUACAAACUCAAAGCAUCCAGGGCAACCCAAAUCCAAGUUGGAGCGGCGAUCGAAUUCACCGCCAUAUCGUCACAAGUCCACAUCGUCAGCUUCAGGCUCCAAGCAAUUUUCCGUGCGCUCGCGUUCGUCUUACGUGGAUGGAUCUCAGCAAACCCACACAAAGGUCGAUUUCUCCCCCCUUGGCCGACGACUGUUGAAACGAUGCCAUGAGGAUAGUGUUAAAUUUCAGUGGUCACCCAAGCCGCCAAGUACCACAGCGGAUGUUGCAGUUUCUCCUACUGUUACAGAGACAAACAACGUGCAUUCUGGUGCCGCGCAUUCACCGAAAGAUACCGAAGAUGUUGAAAUGACUGAUGCCGGAAGUGAUGUGACGCCACCCAAACCUCGACCCUCGGAACGACUCUCUUCUCCUGAUGUGAUGAGCAAGCCACCUCUACCUUCUCUUCUACCUUCUAUGGCUGCCCACAACACCCCUAUCCUCAAAAAGCGAAUAGGUGAUCUUCACGUUCAACUUCCUACCAAUAAUUUCGCUCUACCGGCAACAAACCCUCCUCCUCCAUCUGCCACUACUCACGCUUCCGUCCAAUCGCCGUCGGACUCGCAUACGCAACCACCUCAAACACCAGGCGGCAGUCUCACAGCUCCUAGUCCAGUAAAGAAAAAGAUGAGUCUGGGCGACUACCUAGGCCGUCGAGGAACCAUGACGACGCCUACAACUGAGAAGCCGCCACAACCUUCAGUCAACAACAGCACUCUCGCUCCUCCAGGCAAGCCCGCCCCUCACUUGCAGUCCACCACGCCGCCAUUGUCAACAGAUGGAGAACCACUGCAUCUGCCCAACAAUAACGAAGUGCGGAACGAGACCGACGUUACGAUGAAAGAUGUUUCCAAACCCCCAAUCUCUCCUCCUUAUGCUCCUCCUCCUUCGCUCGGAAUGCCGGACGACAAAGUCUCACCGACAACAUGA
Messenger RNA from Talaromyces rugulosus, 2700 nucleotides. RefSeq lists its product as uncharacterized. NCBI's taxonomy places the organism in Eukaryota, Fungi, Ascomycota, Eurotiomycetes, Eurotiales, Trichocomaceae. Bases 1 to 2700 code for a protein of 899 amino acids. Gene Ontology annotation, molecular function: protein binding. The transcript has 2 exons. The record is from RefSeq and is a predicted model, not a curated record.